UGCCCUCCACGUGGACGUCUUCAGCAUGUACUGCCUCAGUCAUGUCCUCCGACUUCUGCCUUACCUGUUGCUGGCUUAUUAUUGGAACGAAGCGUCAUGCUCUCCCGGUGAAGGAAAGAAGGUAUGGCAUCAGACGGACUCUUCUGAUCUAGAUCAAUAUUUUCUCCACGGAGCAUUUCCAACUGGAUUUCUGUGGGGCUCUGGCACAUCAGCUUUCCAAACUGAAGGGUCCAGCGAUGAGCUUAGAGAAGGUGCAUCCAUCUGGGACCACUUCACCAAGACACCAGUCAGUGGGAGCGACAGCUACACCUAUUGGGAGAAGGAUGUGGAAGCGCUUGAGUUUUUGGGUGCAAAUGCCUACACCUUCUCCCUCUCCUGGUCAAGACUCUUUCCUUACGGAGAUUCAAAAGAUCCCCCCAAUGUGGAGGCUGUGGAGCACUACAAACAUCUCAUCGAUCGACUUUUGGAGAGGAACAUCGAGCCCAUUGUGACGCUCCAUCACUGGGAUCUGCCGCAAGUUCUGCAGGAGAAGUAUGGCGGCUGGAGGAAUGAAACCAUGGUGCAGUUGUUCACCGAUUACGCCUCCUUUUGUUUCCACUCAUUCGGAAGUCGAGUCAAAUACUGGUUGACCAUGCAUAACCCCUACCUGGUGGCUACUCAGGGGUAUGGCACUGGUGCACAUGCUCCUGGAGAAACAGGCUCAGCUCUUAUUGCAGCCCAUCAUAUGAUCAAGGCUCACGCUUCAGCUUGGCAUAUCUACGAUACAAACUUCCGCUCUGUCCAAAAGGGGCAUGUGUCCAUUGUGUUGGGGUCCCACUGGGUGGAGCCACAGAAAGGCAGGACAAACGAUGCUAAUGUUGACUUGUGUCAGCACUCUAUGGAGGCCGUUCUGGGCUGGUUUGCCAGCCCUAUUUUCCAGGAUGGAGAUUAUCCAGACUCUCUGAAGGCCACUCAUGGGAGGCUUCUCCCUGAGUUCUCCACAGAGGAGAAGCUCUUCGCCAGGAAGACAGCUGACUUUUUUGCGCUGUCCUUUGGUCCAAAUAACUUCAGACUUGGCAAAGACAUUGUAAACUACGAACAGAGUGUGACGCCGGAUUUGAGACGCGUCCUGGCCUGGAUUAAAAUGGAGUACGAAGACCCCAAAGUGCUAAUAGCUGAAGGAGGCUGGUUCACUGACGCCAGCGUGAAGACAGAGGACACAGUGGCGAUUUACCUGAUGAAGAAGUUCAUCAACCAGGUGCUACAAGCCGUCACACUGGAGAGGGUGAACGUUUUCGGCUACACUCAGUGGUCACUGGUGGAUGGCUUGGAGUGGAAUUAUGGCUUCAGUGCCAGACGAGGUCUUUUCUUUGUAGACUUCAAUCAAGCAAACAAGACCAGAACUCCAAAAACCUCAGCUCAGUACUACAGGAGUGUGAUUCUUGACAAUGGCUUUCCCCAGCCUGAACACCUCACAGAGGUCAAGGGUUGCUUCCCCUGUGGGUUUCACUGGGGCAUCGCUGAUUCCACCUUGACGGUCCACUUCUUCCCCUUCUCACCACAGUUUACAGACCCACAUGUGUAUAGCUGGAACCUGACCGGGGACGGCUCUCUGCGUCCUGUGCCGGGAGUAAAGCUGAGCACCCACCGCGCCCAGUGCACAGACUACUUAGCAAUUCGCAGUCACCUUCGCCUGUUUGCAUCCACCGGCGCGUCUCAUUACCGCUUUGCCCUGAACUGGUCUCUGAUAUUACCAAAUGGAGAUCUCUCCAGUGUCAACAGAGAGGCUUUAAGAUAUUAUCGCUGUGUCCUCACCGAACUGAAGAAGCUGGGUCUGGAAGCUGUUGUUAUCCUCUACUACCCCAGUAACAGAGCUCCCAACUUGGGCUUGCCGGGUCGGCUACAUGCCUCAGGUGGUUGGCUCAAUAGUAGCACCGUGGAAGCUUUUACAGCGUAUGCAGCCCUGUGUUACUGGGAGCUUGGCUCUUGGGUUCGGUACUGGAUCACGGUCAAUGAGCCGAACAGACUGCUGGAUCUGUAUUCCAGUGAAAGGGAGAAGCAUCUGGUUGCUCACAACCUUCUACUGGCCCAUGCGAAAGCCUGGAGGCUUCAUGAGAAAGAGCACUACUAUCAACAGGGAACAAUGGUGUCGCUGGCUCUGCAUGCAGACUGGGCAGAGCCUGCAAACCCUUUUCUGGAGUCACACAAAACAGCCACACAAAGAUUCCUUCUAUUUGAACUGGGUCGCUUCCUUGAUCCAUUACUGGGAGCAAGAUGUGAGCAGGCACAAAGCAGAGGAGAUUAUCCAAAGGAAGUAAAGGAAUACAUGGAAACAAGAGCUAAAAAAUUGGGUCUCCCCGAGUCGUAUCUUCCAUCUUUCACCGACACAGAGAGGGAGGAACUCAGAGGCGCGCUGAGCUUUAUCGCUCUCAACCACUUCACCACACGUUUGGUGUCUCCUGUUCCGCAAGCAUCGGCCAAGACAAAACAGCUCACCAACCAUGGCUGUUUAACCCUGUCAGAUCCAACCUGGUUCACCUCCAACAUGGGACAGGCCCUCGUGCCGUGGGGUCUGAGAAGAAUUCUGAAAUGGGUGGCAGAGCGAUACGGCAAGGCCACUCCUGUUAUAAUAACAGCGAGUGGGAUAGAUGAUCAGGCUGUGCAGGAGGAUACAGUCAGGCAACACUACGUCAAAAGUUACCUUCAGGAGGCCCUCAAAGCCAAGCAUACGGAUGGAGUCAAUCUGCAAGGUUUCUAUAUGUGGAAGCUCCAAGAUGGACCCACCUCCCAGUUUGGCUUCUUCACCUCAGACCACCAACAAUCCAAACCCAAACAAUCAGUCACAGUUUACAGAGACAUUAUAGCACAGGGUGGGUUCCCAACUGACAUCAAACUUCAAACAUGUGGAACCAGGGCACCCCAAAAGAUCUGCCCCACUUGCGAAUGGCUGAAGAAGAAUAAACUCCUUCUUGUUGGCAUCGUUUUGCUACUAUCAACAGCACUUAGUAUGUUUGUCAUCAUCUCCAGUGCAUGCCAAAAAAGAAGCAGGGGGAAUACUAGCAGGAGAAAGGGACAAGACAGAGAUGCAAUGUUUUCAUGUUUAUCUGUUGUCAAACACAUGCCCAAAGAGAGAUCACCUCUUUAAACACUGGACCCAGGCACAUGCAUUGUUGAAUCCCUAGUGAUGCUCGAGCACCAGCCUAUUUUCCCUCCCUGUCUGAGAAAAGUGCCCUUUCUGGAUCCCUUUUUUCUUCAUUUUUAAGUAAAGUUUCACCCUAGUUUUUGGUAUCUGAUGGGACUUUAUUUCAGUUUGCGUGAGGACAAAUUUGUUUCCACUCCUCUUCAUCAAAUUUUAGACUGUGUUUACUGGCAAGUUCAAAUGAACCACCCUAACAACAAUAUUUUUUG
Molecule: messenger RNA, 3387 nt
Organism: Synchiropus splendidus (mandarinfish)
Lineage: Eukaryota; Metazoa; Chordata; Actinopteri; Syngnathiformes; Callionymidae
Gene: klb
Product: klotho beta
Exons: 6
Coding region: 26-3124 (1032 amino acids)
Biological process (GO): carbohydrate metabolic process; fibroblast growth factor receptor signaling pathway
Molecular function (GO): fibroblast growth factor binding; hydrolase activity, hydrolyzing O-glycosyl compounds; fibroblast growth factor receptor binding
Source: RefSeq, a predicted model, not a curated record